AUGUCAUGUUCAAAAAUAUUUUCAGAAGAUUUACCUGAAUUAACAUAUGAAGUUAUAAAAUAUUUUCAGAAUGAUUAUUCAACUUUAUAUUCAUGCAUUUUAAUUAACAGAUUAUGGUGUCGUUUAGCGAUUCCAUUAUUAUGGGAUAAUCCAUUUUCAAUUUGUACCAAAAACAAUAAUUUUAUUGAAAUUUAUUUACAUAAUAAUUUAGAUUUUAUAACAAAAUUAAAUGAAUACAAAUUUUAUAUUAAUAAUUCAUUAUCUACGAAUACACUACAUUCAAAAUUCGGAGUUAGAAAUCUUUUUAAAGCUUUUGAUUCGGUAUCUAAGUUAAUAUUUAAAAUUUUUAUUGAAAAUGAAAUAAAAUUACAUACUCUUGAAAUUGAGAUCUCAGAUAUUUAUUAUAGUUAUAGUGCAUAUCUUAACGAAAUUCUUUAA
Messenger RNA from Rhizophagus irregularis DAOM 181602=DAOM 197198, 438 nucleotides. NCBI's taxonomy places the organism in Eukaryota, Fungi, Glomeromycota, Glomeromycetes, Glomerales, Glomeraceae. The record is from RefSeq and is a predicted model, not a curated record.